Messenger RNA from Passer montanus (Eurasian tree sparrow), 6819 nucleotides. It is a transcript of the gene DVL1, whose product is annotated as dishevelled segment polarity protein 1. Lineage: Eukaryota; Metazoa; Chordata; Aves; Passeriformes; Passeridae. Gene Ontology annotation, molecular function: frizzled binding. Gene Ontology annotation, biological process: canonical Wnt signaling pathway; intracellular signal transduction. The record is from RefSeq and is a predicted model, not a curated record. The transcript has 15 exons. Gene Ontology annotation, cellular component: cytosol. Bases 218 to 2314 code for a protein of 698 amino acids.
CGCCGCGCCCGGCCCGGGCAGCGCCGCAGCGAGGCCGGCGGGGCGGCCGGAGGAUGCGGGCGGGGCGGGCGCGCUGCCGUUCCCGGGUCGGGCAGCUAGAGAGCAGUGCAGGGAGCGCCAGCCCGAGCCCGCAGCUCCCUUCCUGUGGGCAAGGCCGACAGCGGAGCCGAGCGCCGGCCGAGGAGGCCCGGCCCGGCCGCCCCCGCUCCGCUCGCCCAUGGCGGAGACCAAGAUCAUCUACCACAUCGACGAGGAGGAGACGCCGUACCUGGUGAAGCUGCCCGUGCCGCCGGAGAAAGUCACGCUGGCCGAUUUCAAAAAUGUCCUCAGCAACCGGCCCGUGCACAGCUACAAGUUCUUCUUCAAGUCCAUGGACCAGGAUUUCGGGGUGGUGAAGGAAGAGAUCUCAGAUGACAACGCAAAGCUGCCUUGCUUCAAUGGAAGAGUGGUGUCCUGGCUGGUCCUGGCCGAGAGCUCCCACUCCGACACGGGCUCGCAGUGCACCGAGAGCCACGUGGAGCUUCCCCCAGCCCUGGAGAGGACAGGAGGCAUCGGAGACUCCCGGCCCCCCUCCUUCCACCCCAACGCCGGCAGCAGCCGGGACGGCCUGGACAACGAGACCGGGAGCGAGUCCGUGCUCAGCCACCGGCGGGAGCGGCACCGGCGCCGGCCCCGCGAGGGCCACGAGGACGCCCCCAGGGUCAACGGGCACCCCAAGCUGGACAGGCACCGGGAGCACCCCCCUGGCUACGACAGCUCCUCCACCAUGCUGAGCAGCGAGCUGGAGUCCAGCAGCUUCAUCGACUCCGAGGAGGAUGACAACACCAGCAGGUUGAGCAGCUCCACGGAGCAGAGCACCUCGUCCCGCCUCAUCCGCAAGCACAAGCGCCGGAGGAGGAAACAGAGGAUGCGGCAGAUCGACAGGUCGUCCUCGUUCAGCAGCAUCACUGACUCCACCAUGUCCCUAAACAUCAUCACUGUCACACUCAACAUGGAAAAGUACAACUUCCUGGGAAUCAGCAUUGUGGGGCAGAGCAAUGACCGGGGCGAUGGUGGCAUCUACAUCGGCUCCAUCAUGAAGGGAGGGGCGGUGGCGGCGGACGGGCGCAUCGAGCCAGGGGACAUGCUGCUGCAGGUGAAUGAUGUCAAUUUUGAGAACAUGAGCAAUGACGAUGCCGUUCGGGUUCUACGGGAAAUCGUCUCCAAACCAGGACCUAUCAGCCUAACAGUAGCCAAAUGCUGGGACCCUACUCCCAGGAGUUAUUUCACCAUCCCCAGGGCUGAGCCGGUGCGGCCGAUUGACCCCGCGGCGUGGAUCUCUCAUACCACGGCCAUGACGGGAGCGUACCCCCGUUACGGUAUGAGCCCCUCCAUGAGCAUCACCACAUCUACCAGCUCCUCACUAACAAGCUCAAUUCCCGAGUCGGAAAAAUUAGAAGAAUCUCCCCUAACUGUGAAGAGUGACAUGGCUACUAUUGUCAAGGUCAUGCAGCUGCCCGACUCAGGCCUUGAAAUUCGGGACAGGAUGUGGUUAAAAAUCACCAUCUCCAACGCAGUCAUCGGAGCAGACGUGGUGGACUGGCUUUACACACACGUGGAAGGCUUCAAGGACCGCCGGGAGGCCAGGAAAUACGCCAGCAGCAUGCUGAAACACGGCUACCUCAGGCACACUGUGAACAAGAUCACCUUCUCAGAGCAGUGCUACUACGUCUUCGGAGACCUCUGUGGCAACCUGGCUGCACUGAACCUCAACAACGGUUCCAGCGGCGCCUCGGACCAGGACACGCUGGCUCCUCUGCCUCACCCCGCUGCCCCCUGGCCCCUGGGCCAGGGGUAUCCCUACCAGUACCCUCUGCCCCCUCCGUGCUUCCCUCCAGCCUACCAAGAGCCAGGCUUCAGCUAUGGCAGUGGCAGUGCAGGCAGCCAGCAGAGUGAAGGGAGCAAAAGCAGCGGCUCCAACCGGAGCACCAGCGAGAGCAGCAGGAGAGCGGCGGGCAGGGAGAAGGAGCGCAAGUCCGGGGGCAGCGGCAGCGAGUCGGAGCGGCGCGAGCGGCCGCUCAGCCAGCUCAGCCAGCGCUCGGCCAGCGACAGGAGCCACCAGAGCCACCAGAGCCAGCACUCCUACGGGCCCCCGGGGCUGCCCCCCUUGUACAGCCUGCCCAAGCUGGGCUCCAAGGCGCUGGGCAGCAGCGGGCCGCCCGGGGCGCCGCCGGUGCGCGAGCUGGGCGCCGUGCCGCCCGAGCUCACCGCCAGCCGCCAGUCCUUCCAGAAGGCCAUGGGCAACCCUUGCGAGUUCUUCGUGGACAUCAUGUGAGAGGAAGUGCCUUCAAAAGACUCUGCACAGGGUGGGGGUUUUGUUGGUUUGUUUUUUGGGGGGGUGGGAUGCUCAGUUGGAAGAGGCUUGGCUGUCUUGCAUGUCACACCUUCCUGUUCGCGAGCGUGGCGCAGAAAACUAAAAAAAAAAAAUCGACAAAACUGGACAAAAAAAAAGAAAAAAAUACAAACCCCCCCCUACACACCUGCAAAAAUGAACAACAGAAUCUGCUGGGAUUGUUAAAUAUCAGCAAAUCGACGGCAUCUUUUCCUUAGGUUUGUUUUUUCUCCCCUCCCCGUCUUGGAUUGUGAAUGGCUGGUGUAUAUUCACAUCUUAAUGAGCUUUGGUCAUUGUGGCACCUCUUCAGUGGAAUUAGUGUCUCUCUCUGGGCUGAGUGGAGGACUGGUAUUUCACAUGACUUCUAAAUUCCUGACAAUGCAUAGGAGCACUUUGAUUUUAUUUUUUUUCCCUGCUUUUUCUCUUGCGAGGACAAAAGGACUGCUGGCUGGUAUCUGGGAUACUGCCUUGGAAUGCUGGUUCUUGGAUGCAUCCCUGGCUCUGAGCAGACAUGGCACCCACAGGUGCUUGGAAAGGAGCAGGAUCCAACCAAUUCCUAGAGGAAAACAAAGUUGUGGCUACUUCCUGCUGACUAGGCAGUAUAAAUCAAUCUUUCUUGGGUUGUUUAAGGGUUUUUUUAAAAGAUAUUCUAUCAAGGGAGUGCUGGAGUCUUGCUACUGUAUGUGUUCAUUGUGCAGAACUUGUCAAGUUAUUUCCUUCAGUUCUUUCCUUAUUUCCCAAGAGUGAUUUUGCAGCUGCCCUCGGUUCCUGGGCAGUGCAGUCACAUCCCUGCUGCCAGGCGUGCCUGUUCCCUCUGCACGUGCACUUGCUUGCAGGUUGGAAGAGUUAUUCCCACAGAAACAGGAAAAUUGCUGCAGGUCUGUCAGCUUUGCCCUUUUGAAGGGGCUGGGAUCCCAUUCCAGCAGAGAAAUCCUGGCUCCCACUGGAACGUGGCUCUUCUUUGUGAUCCCUCCUUCCUUUCUGAGCACAAUCUGUCUCUUUUUUGUUAAAACAGAGACCUGGAGAUGUCUGAUCCCCCAGAGCACAGUGAGGUGUGAGGGUGUCUGAGAACAGACCAGAAAUGGUACAAAAAGAAAUCCUUACCCCACCCUGCAGCUCCUCAAAAAGAAAUCCUUACCCUGAAACCGAGUGAGACCCACCCUGGAGCUCCCAAAAAAUAAAUCCUUACCAUGGCACUGAGUGAGACCCACCCUGGAGCUCCCCAAAAAUAAAUCCUUACCAUGGCACUGAGUGAGACCCACCCUGGAGCUCCCCAAAACUAAAUCCUUACCCUGACUCUGAGUUAAACUCACUCUGGAGCUCCCCAAAAAGAAAUCAUACCCCUUGACAGCAAGUUAUACCAACCCUGGAGCUCCUCAAAAUGAAAACCUUACCCCUGACACCAAGUUAGACCCACCCUGGAUUCCCCAAAAAUAAAUCCUUUACCCUGACUCCUCCUCCUGCUGAGGAGCUCUGCUGUUGAAUAUCCCCAAGAUUUAAUUCCUGGCUGUUUUCUGCUCCGAGGCUGUAGAAAGUAAAACUCAGGCAGCUUCAGGGCUGUUUAAGAAGAUUUUUGAGGCAUGGUGAGCACAGCCAUGCUCUCCUGUGGCUCAUUUGAUGAGACAGGAGCUGCAGCCACUCUGGAUUUCCUCUGUUAAAUUCUCUUUUGUGGGAUCCCUGCUGCUGCCAGGUUUUAGGGCAGGUGCUUUAAAACCAGUUUUUACUGUAAAUAAGCAUUUUCUCCACUGGUAAGAAGCUGCUUUUUGAUCUGUUCUGUGCUUUUUGGGUAAAUAUCCAAGGUGGAUGUGGAGAGAAAUGUUUGUCUCUUACACACACAGUUCAUCCUGAAAGCUGACCCUUCAAAAUGUCUUUUUAAUUCUGAUUUUCCACUUCUUUCCUUUUUCCCUCCUCCCUUUGUCAGAGACUCCAGAUGUCUGUGGGAAAGGGAGACUCAAUUUCUCCUUCCCCGGGGAGCCAGGAAUUUGGGGAACUCUCACUUAGCCCAUUUCUGGGCUUCUAAAUGAAUUUCCUUUACAAAAACCUCCCCAAAAAAAAGCUGCCCAAGGCUUCUGGAAGCAGAGCUUCCAUCACCACCCGGGGAUGGCUCCUCCAAAAGAGCCUAAAGCUUGGCAGGACUUUUCUUUCCCUCCCCUCUCCUCCCAGAUGCAAACCUGGCUUGGUAAAAUUCUGAAAUACUGCCAUUAAAUCAGGGUAACAGAGUGCUGGAAAUCUGAGGCACUGCUGAGCAGUCUGUGACCUCACUGACAAUCACUAGUGGUUCUACUUUUAAAUUAAUUGAGAUUUUUUUUUCUGGCAUUUUAUAAAUUAUGAUUUCUCUGGCUCUGUUUGUUUUAAGGCAGAACUCAAAGGGCUGGAGAAAAAAAGAAUCUUUUAAUAUUUCCAAAAAAAGGGAUGAAAGCUGGGCUGAGCUUUUCACCCAUUUCAUUUCCAAGAGCUGCAGUUCACACACCUGCUGGGGGUCUGGUUGUGUCUCGUGGUUUUGCUGUUGGCAGAAACUGUUCUGUGUCUUGCUGGUCUUUGCUGCUAUGUUGAAAAAUGACUUUUUUUUCCUAAAUGUGUGUGCUCGUGGGUCACCCUGGGACGGGGCUGGGAGUCCCCAGCAGACGUGGGAAUGGUUUGCUGAGGAAAUCAGGAGGAGCUUCCCCCACUGCAGGGAAAGGGUUCACAGGUGGAUCCUCUUGAACAGUGCAAUAUUGAACAGGGACACAAAAAUCUGCUUUUUAUCCCCAUGCUGGGCUGGAGGUUGGGUCUGAAUCUCUGCCAGCUCUGUUUCCUCAAAGGAACAAAAAUGAGAUUUCCCAAAUAUUGAACAGUGACACAAAAAUCUGCAUUUUAUCCCCAUGCUGGGCUGGAGGUCAGGUCUGAAUCUCUGCCAGCUCUGUUUCCUCAGGGGAACAAAAAUGAGAUUUCUCAAACCCAAAUAUUGACCAGGGACACAAAAAUCUGCGUAUUUCCCCUGUGCUGGGCUGAAGGUCGGGUCUGAAUCUUUGCCAGCUCUGUUUCCUCAGGGGAACAAAAAUGAGAUUUCCCAAAUAUUGAACAGUGACACAAAAAUCUGCAUUUUUCUCCUGUGCUGGGCUGGAGGUCAGGUCUGAAUCUUUGCCAGCUCUGUUUCCUCAGGGGAACAAAAAUGAGAUUUCCCAAACCCAAAUAUUGAACAGUGACACAAAAAUCUGCAUUAUUUUUCUCCCUGUGCAGAGGCUGGGCUGAAGGUUAGGUCUGAAUCUUUGCCAGCUCUGUUUCCUCAAAGGAACAAAAAUGAGAUUUCCCAAAUAUUGAACAGUGACACAAAAAUCUGCAUUUUUCCCCAUGCUGGGCUGAAGGUCAGGUCUGAAUCUUUGCCAGAUCUGCUUCCUCAGAGGAACAAAAAUGAGAUUUCCCAAAUCCACCCUUGGCCUCCACCCUUUGUGUCUUUGCAGCCCUGUCCUGCUGGGCACAGCAUUCACUCCCUGUGCCAGCCGUGCCAGGGGAGCUGCCCACAGUGGGAAUUGUGCCAGGGGAAGGAGGAUGUGGAGGCUGGAGUGCUGCAGAGGCAGCAUUGCUUACCCACCAGGGCCUGGAAUUGAAUUUUGCUGUGCAGGGCUUGGGAACACCUCAGAGCAGGAGCCUGAAUAAUUGGACUAAAGCAAUUCUUCUUCAAAAGUUGUUUUUUUCAAAUAAAUAAUUUUCAUUCUGCAGCUGAGCUCCUGCUCACCCAUCCCUGCAGCAGGGAUGUCUGGGGGCUCCUGGAGAAGGAGGAGGAAACAUUUUGGGGUGACUUCUCCCCAGGAUCUGCACCUGGGCUGUCUCCACCCAGUAUUUGAACCCUGAAAAAUAAAAUUUUUUGGCAAAUAUAGUCUUAAAAGCAUGCUGGUGUCUUUUACCUCCUGCUAAUGAACCUGCUUUUCCAAGGAAUCAGUGCCCUGGACACUUUAUCCAAAGUUUUAUUGGAUGGCAAGCAAUGAUGCACAGAUGUUGACUUUUGGUAGGAUUUUUGUUCUCUCUGAUUUUUGUUCUUUUCCCCUCCUGAGACUUGACAGCUCAUGGGUUGAUGUAAUUGUUUUGGUUUUAUUUUUAUUUUUAAUUUUUAUUUUUUGUUUUUUUUUGUUCUGCAUUUAACUGGAUUGUAAGAAGAUUGACUUAAAAUUAUUAAUUCUAAUCAGUGAUUAGAAAUACAUGUAAAGAAUUUAAUGUACAGUAGAGGAACAAAGUGACAUGAUUUUAAAUAAUGAAAACCCCAGACUAUCACCUGUCCUAGAACUGGUUCUACUCCAAGAGUGACCUCUCGUUAGCAUGGACUGCACUGUUCCUGUUAAUUGUCUAUUGCAUAAUGGAAUUCUUUUUUGUAGAUAUUGUAUGAAAACCCAAGUGUCUGUAUAGUUAAUAUAUAGCUGCUUACGUGUAAAUGCUAUUUUAAACACUAAAAAGCUUUUAAUUUUAUGUGAUAA